AAACCCACACGAUCCUGGGGCGGGCAUGGGUUCUGAGUGCCAAGGGGUCAGAAUCCAGCCCCCUGACCGGUGGAGCGGAGGCCCCUGGGGCUGCGGUGAUCAGCCCGGAAUGCCAGGCUGUGAGCUCAGCCCUCCCGGCCUGCGUGUGUUGGGCUGUCAGCAGGGCCGGCUCACGGGAGAAGAUUUCCAGCCCCCUCCGGGCCACGGAGAGGCCUAAAUUUAGCCAGUAGACAAGGGGCUGGCCUCGAGCCCGGGUACGGUCGGGCCUUAUAAAGCGCCGGCAGUCGGGGCCCAGCACGCUCCCCUAAGGCCUGUGCCCACACCCUGUCCUGUCCAGCCCCUGCCCGCCUGGACAGGGCCCGGCGCCUGCCUGUGAAUGAGCCACAGAACCUCCUCCACCUUCCGAGCGGAGAGAAGCUUCCACUCCUCCUCUUCCUCCUCCUCGUCCACCUCCUCCUCGGCCUCCUGCGCCCUCCCAGCCCAGGACCCACCCAUGGAGAAGGCCUUGAGCAUGUUCUCGGAGGAUUUCGGCAACUUCAUGCGGCCCCACUCAGAGCCCCUGGCCUUCCCAGCCCGUCCUGGGGGGCCGGGCAACAUCAAGACCCUCGGAGAUGCCUAUGAGUUUGCGGUGGACGUGAGAGACUUCUCCCCGGAAGAUAUCAUCGUCACCACCUCCAACAACCAGAUUGAGGUGCGCGCCGAGAAGCUGGCAGCCGAUGGCACCGUCAUGAACACCUUCGCUCACAAGUGCCAGCUGCCGGAAGAUGUGGACCCGACCUCGGUGACCUCAGCCCUGCGGGAGGAUGGCAGCCUCACCAUCCGGGCACGGCGUCACCCGCACACAGAGCACGUCCAGCAGACCUUCCGGACAGAGAUAAAAAUCUGAGGGCCUGUCCCUCCCCCUGCUCCCCUCCCCCACGGGCUUGUCAGCAAAGCCUUCCUGAAACCCUUCACGACAGUCCCCAAAAGCCCAGGUUCCAGCCCCGAUGCCUCCGGACCCCAGGUGG
This is a messenger RNA of Carlito syrichta (Philippine tarsier), 1007 nucleotides long. RefSeq names its product heat shock protein family B (small) member 7 (gene HSPB7). The transcript has 3 exons. The coding region runs from base 377 to 886 and encodes 169 amino acids. Gene Ontology annotation, biological process: heart development. Gene Ontology annotation, cellular component: nucleus; cytoplasm. The record is from RefSeq and is a predicted model, not a curated record. NCBI's taxonomy places the organism in Eukaryota, Metazoa, Chordata, Mammalia, Primates, Tarsiidae.